Messenger RNA from Paramisgurnus dabryanus, 5116 nucleotides. RefSeq names its product anillin, actin binding protein (gene anln). Lineage: Eukaryota; Metazoa; Chordata; Actinopteri; Cypriniformes; Cobitidae. The record is from RefSeq and is a predicted model, not a curated record. Gene Ontology annotation, cellular component: actomyosin contractile ring. Gene Ontology annotation, biological process: actomyosin contractile ring assembly; septin ring organization; mitotic cytokinesis.
GAGGAGCGCGUGGCGUAUGGAGAGAGAGCAGUGAGACUUUUGCUCCCUCACAAUUAAAAAAAAUACGAAAUAUAAAAUAUUCCGCGUUAAUUUUGGUUUAUCGGAGUGUAUUACGUGAUGGAUCCGUUCACCGAGAAACUGUUAGAGCGCACGCGUGCUCGCAGAGAAAAUCUCCAAAAGAAGAUUGCAGAGAGACCCACUGGAGCCAAUCGUCCAAUGGCAAAGAGGACCAGGGAGCCACUCGCAGACACAAACAGUGUCAUUACUGAGCCCAUCAUAGAAAAAGAACGGAUAGCCCUUCCCUCCUCCAAACCAUCCCCCUCAAAGCGUCGCUGUUCAGAUGAAAAUAACCUCACCACUGGGGAAAAAAAUAAGCAACCAGUGGCCCCACAGUUUACAGCCUCCGAGCCCAUGACGGACAAGAAGCCACCCAAGGCACCAAACAGUAUUCGCCCUUCGUCAGUUGAGCAAAGGGCUUCCCUUCGUACCCAAGAACCAGAAACGCUCCCCACUCGCCCCCCUGCAGAAACUGAAAAGAUUGUGGUUAACCCCCCAGCAUCUCCUGCAAAGAAGACAGAUAGUGUGAUGAAGCAUUCUGCACUAGAUGGAGCCAGAGAGACUCAGAAAGACACACCAGCUGCAGUCCCCACCAACAUGAGAUCUCGUCUACAGAGACUGGCUGAACAGAGGCAUUACUGGGAGUCUGACAGUACUCCUGACACAGUUCCAGAGAGUGUAUCCAUAUCUCCUCUUAAAUCCCAGACAGUAGAUCUUCCAUCUACUCCUGCUUCUACAAACUCUAGGACCCCCAUUGGGCGAAAAGGUAGACUCGCAAAUCUUGCUGCCACAAUUGGUUCCUGGGAGGAUGAUCUUGGACACGUGCCCAUUCGCCAGGACAAUGCACAAGCGCAGCCUGGCACGGCCUGCGUACGCCCCCCAGCUUGCGCAGGAACAAACAUCAGUACCAAGCCAAGUUUAGCUGUGGAGAAACCUCAGUUAGCCGCAAAAGCUCCAGAAAAGUCUCUUGGCAGCAGUCAGCAGCCAGCAGUUUACUCUCCAGUCAAGUCAAUGAAAGUGGUUCCCCCUAGUCCUCAAAAGACAGAAUUGCCUCAACGUAGACCGACUCAAGUGCUUCCAUCCCCUGUUCCCAGCCCAGUGAAGACCUGUUCUUCUACCCAGCCUUCCAGUCCUCUCAAAUCUUCCAUAACUUCUAGUCCUCAUCGAGGUCACAUCCCUCAGAGUCCCUUGAAGAAUCAGGGUCCAUCAAGCAAACUGAUUUCAGGAACAGCACAUAACUCAAGUCCUGCAAAACCAGUUUUGACACCUAAACCCUCUGCCGAUGCCGCUGUAGUUCCUCAAAGCCGUGAGAGAUUUACAAAGGAUGCAACACCCUUACAGCAGAGAGGUCCAACUGGAACUUCUGGAGGUGUCAAGUCAUUUCUGGAGCGGUUCGGGGAAAGGUGCCAGGAGCGUAACCAGAGUUCUCCCUCCACAUUAGGUGGUCAGAGCCACACGCCUGCGGCCACACCCUCUGCCACCCCAAAGUCCAGGCUGCUCCAGGAGAGGCUCGGAGGUGCCCAAGCUUCCUCCAGCACAGCUCUCCUCACUCAGAAACAAAAAAUGGAGCGGGAGGCUGAACUGGCACAAGUUCGUAACCGAUUUCAAAAAGGGAAACUGUGGGGAAGCAAAGAGAAUCUCUGUGAUGUAAAGAGUGACCCUGAAACUAAGGAAAUUGAACAGCCAGAACAGAGUGAGACCUCUGCAUCACUGCUUGAUAGUGAGCAUACAUCACAAGUCCCUGAAAUCGUCAAAAGUCCUUUCAAGUCUAGUGCACAAGAUGAGGAGUUAAAGAGAAUCUGCCCUCCCUCAGACAUGGGCCGUGCUCUUCCAAGCCCUGUAAAGCAGGUCAGUUUCACAGUAGAGACACCUAAAGUCAAAGAGGAAGUGAAAGAAGUUGAAGAAGUGCAUGAGAUCGAGAUGAACGUGGAUGGUUCGAUUAAUUCUGAGGUGAUUAAUGACCUCUUCGAUGGAGUUCUUGAGGGGCACAGUGAUGAGGAGGAUGGAGAUGAAGAUGCUCUGAACAUAUCCUCCAUGUCUCUCCUUGCUCCGCUUGCAGAGACCGUAGCUGCUGUGGUCAAGAGCCCUGAAAGGAAGCUUAUGACUUCAACCCCUGCCAGUUCAUUCUGUGACAAGCGUUCCACUCCUGAGGCUACUUCCAGGCCCAGCAAGUUUCAGAAGGCACGCAUGUUAAGAGCCGGGUCAUCUGACAGCAUCGACGCCUUAGAUGAGGAACAAAACCCCAACCUUCUCUACAGCAUUGAUGCCUACAGAUCCACCAGGGUUAAGACCGAGUCUGAGAGACCUCAUGUUAAGCAGGUGAUCGUGAGAAAAGAGGAUGUUAGUCAGAGGACUGAAACAAUUGGGACUCCCAGUCACAUCAACAUCAAGCAGAAAAUAAAGGUGUUGACCAAUGAGAUGAACCUGCAGCAGACUGUGAUCCAUCAGGCUAGUCAGGCUCUGAACUGCUGUACAGAUGAGGAGCACGGCAAAGGAUCUCAAGUAGAGGCCGAGGCUGAGAGACUUUUACUUAUUGCCACUGAGAAAAGGGCUGCUCUUAAGGCCGAGCUGGAUAGCCUAAAGACAGAUGCUCAGAAGAAAAGUGCCUCCAGUGCUCAGGUGGAUGUGGGUAUACCCCCUUCUAAAGGAUCCAUCUCAGUCCUUGAGGUCCGACUCCCCCUAAAGGCCGAUUUUAUCUGCUCUUCUGCAAACAAGCCUGAAUGUGGAAACCAUUAUUUCUUCAUCAUGAUUCGCGCUGGAGCUGAGAACACUAUGGCAACUACUUUAGCAAGCACACGCAAUGCCCUCAGUGGAGAUGCGCUGACUUUCACUACCAAAUUCACUUUGUCUGAUGUGUCUAAUGACUUUGAGAUUGAUAUUGAGGUCUACUAUUUGGUUCAGAAACGAGAGCUGAACCCUGACAAGAGGAAGAAGGCCAACAAGUCAAAGGCUAUCACACCAAAGAGGUUCCUUGCUAAAAGCAGCCUCCAAACACCUGUUAUGGCUAGCCCUGGUGGUCCAAAUGCAGUGCGCACCAGUAACUUUCUACUUGUGGGAUCGCACAAGUUGACCUUAGCCUCUAUUGGGAAAAACAAGUUUCCCUUGGAAAAGAUCAGAUAUGAAGGGAAUGAGAGAGAGCUGCUCAGUGACAUGUUUCACCAAAAGGUUCCUUUCCUUUGUCCUUUGGAAGGACACGUAUACCUGAAAAUGCAGUGCGAGGUUGGCUCUCGGGUUGAGGAAAGGGGCUUCUUGACUAUGUUUGAGGAUGUCAGUGGUUUUGGAGCAUGGCACAGGAGGUGGUGUGUCCUCUCGGGAUACUGCAUCUCUUAUUGGACCUACCCUGAUGAUGAAAAACGAAAGAAUCCAAUUGGUCGCAUUAACCUUGCCAGUUGUACCAGUCGUAAAGUGGAGCCGGCCAACCGGGAGUUUUGUGCCCGACCAAAUACAUUUGAGCUCAUCACUGUAAGACCACAGAGGGAGGAAGAUAAAGAAACACUGGUCAGCCAGUGCAAGGACACCAUGUGUGUUACAAAGAACUGGCUUAGUGCUGACACUAAAGACGAGAGAAACCUGUGGAUGCAGAAGCUCAACCAGAUCUUGGUGGACCUGCGCAUGUGGCAGCCAGAUUCGUGCUACAGGCCAAUGUGAGCAUUCCUUGUUUCCGAUCACGGGCCAAUUAUAUCUCGCUCUAACUAUCAAAUUCACGCUUGAUUUGGAAGUGCAAUAUAGUGUCAGUUACGACGUGUUUACAGAUAUAUUUUACAAGCUUUUUAUUUGACAAAAGUCAAUUGUUCAUGGGGAUGAGAAGACAAUAAAGCCAUAAAAAAAAAAGAGACAUUUCAGUACUUUAUAGAAAGAAAUGCUUUGCCUCACAAGGGCUUUCAGGUAUGUUAUGAAUAUAUAUUGUUUUAAUUAGCAUGGCGUACUUAAAGACAAACAAACGUUUGUUUGCUUUGUUAGACUGUCAAUCUUUAUAUGUAUGAAUAUUUAAAUGUCUUAUGCAUGACUACUGUCUGUAGAAGCACCUGCUGUAAUGAAUCAGGUGAUUCUUCAUUUCUCCUCUUAGCAAGCCAAACACAAUAAUUCAUGAAAUGGAGACAGGAGAAUUGUCCUUUAUCUGUAAAUGGACCACACCAUUAAUGUCACUACUUUUUGAAAGUUUUUUUUUUAUUAUUGUUGAAUGAACCCGUGAUCUUUUGGUUAGCAGGUUUACUUGCUGAUGUGUGCAUGGCUUUUACUUAUCGCUCACUCAUCCAUUACGGGAAUCAGGAUUUUGUUGAAUUUACUAAAAUCUUUGGUUGAAUGUGUUUUAUUGAUGUAUAUAUGUUUUCAGUUACUUUGAAUACACAGUUGAUGUCACACUUUGAUAUAAGACCAUGGUUUAAUUUUGUUAUGGGAAGGCUUACAGACAAUGUUAAUUAUUUACGUGCUUACACUUUUUAUGUUUGUAUAAAAAUAUAGGUUCUUAACCAAUAUCACUCAUUUAAAGCUCUUUUUGGCCCGCUUUCAGCAAUAAGACUCAUUUGAUGAGGGAAUAUGGGCCUACAAAAUAAGACAAAUACACUUCAUAUGUCUUAUUUUGUCAGGUGAAAAGUUGAGUGCCAUAGACUUGCUUUAGGUGGAAAAGAAAAAUGGCCCAAGACGUCAAAGCUAAUUUGUUGACUUUAUCCUGAUGAUAUUUUUAAUUUUGUGAGUUGAAAUAUUCUUAUCAGGCUGUCAGUACACAUGUAUAUUUCUGGUGUUUGCUUUUUAUAAAAUCAUUUUAUAACUUUUUAAAUGGUUAUACCUUGUCCUAGAUUUAUUUAUAUUUUUCAAAAAUGUUUAAGAAAUUUGUUAGCAAUUUGUUACAAUUUCUUUUUUAUUAACACCAAAUCUAGGACAUGGUUCUUUGACCUUUUGUUAGACAAUGACAACAUUCAGCCACUGUUGCUGUAGAAAUCUUAAGGCACUUUAGUUUUAUGGCAUAUGUGUGCUGUUUUUGUGUGUUUUGACCUUUGCAUAACACUCCAAAUGUGGCUUCCAUGUAUCCAGCAAAGCUACAGUUCAAAUAAAAAAGCUU